AUGGGUGAUGACCAAGAGCCCAGUGUCACCACGAUGCCCUCGGUAACGGUACCCAGCAAUCCCUUUACCGGAGAAUUCAAAAAACAUGUAGAAACUACUUUGGAGGCAUGGAAUUGCCCCGGAAUGUCAAUUUCCGUUAUUGAUGAUGAUGAGAUAUUUUCCGAGAGCUUUGGCCAUGCCGUCCUUCCCGACACGAAGGCCACAAAUGAUACUCUUUGGUAUAAUGGCUCCUGCACCAAAGCCCAUACCGGCGCACUGCUCGCCAAGAUGAUUGACAGCAAAACGCAAUAUCCGACUCUCGCAGACAAGGGCUGGUCCACAACCAUGGCCUCUGUGAUUCGGGAUGAUUUUGUGUUGCAAGAUGAUUGGGCAACCAACCAUGCCACCGUCGAAGACGCAUCAUGUCAUAAUACUGGCAUGGGUCGACAUGACAUUGCGUUGCUCAAGGAAGUAACUUUGCCUGACGGCACGACGCGUGCGGCGACGCAACGUGACCACGUCCGACAGAUGCGACACCUUAACAUGGGUGACGAGCCACGCCGGCGUUUUAUCUAUAGCAAUCACAUGUAUAUGGCGCUCUCGCAUGCUGUUGAAACAGUGGCAGGCAAGCAGCUGGGAGAUGCCCUCCGCGAGCACAUUUGGCACCCGUUAGGCAUGAAGUCCACCUUCUUGGGCAACGAGGAGGCCGAGGCAGGAUCCGACACAAUCGCAACAGGCUACAGCUGGGAUUCGGAGAAGAAGGUUUACGAGCCACUGCCUUCGGAGACAGUGAAAGGGUUUUGCGGUACCGGCGGCGUCAUCUCCACAGUCAGCGACGCGGCCAAGUGGCUGCGGUGCCUGCUCAACAAGGGCGAGCCGCUUUCGACGGCGGUGCACGCAGACAUUAGGAAGCCGCGCAUCAUCAUCAGCCCGAUGACAGCCAACGGCAGCGACAUCACCACGUACGGGCUCGGCUGGCAGCGCACCGUCUACAAGGGCCAUGUGCUGUACUCGCACAGCGGCGCGACCAUGACGCACGGCUGCGAGAUGUUUUGGCUGCCGGACUUCAAGUUUGGGUUCGUGGCUGCGGGCAACGCGCACCGCGUGUCCAACUGUUCCAGCCGCUCGUUGGCGUACAGGCUCAUUGACGAGAAGAUUGGCGUGCCUGUCGGGGAGAGGAAGGAUUUCUCCGCGCUCUUGAGGAGUGAGGAGGAUACAUACAAGGCCGUCAAAGAUACUGCCAUGGAAGUGCUCUUUCCGAACCUCGGCGACACGCCCAUGUCGUGCCCCAUCAAGACGGGCGAGCUGACCGGCGCGUAUCGUGACGCCGGAUACGGCACGAUGGUAUUUACAGAGGUGUCGCACCCAGAAGCAGAAAAGGCACAGCGCGGCGACACCAUAUUGGAGGCGGUACGACGAGAUGCGUUUGUACCGUUGAGGAUCCGGCUGGUUCCCGCCACAGGACUGCACUGGUUGGCGUGCAUGAAACCCAUCGACCUGGACGAGGAUGCCAUGUCGGCAACACUACGAGCCGAGUUCAAGGUUGGUAUCGACGGCAAGACAGAGGCACUAGAAGUGGAUUUUACGAAUCCCAUGCUUGGGAUCGAGGAUGGAAAAGUGCUGUUCAAGAAGAUUCAACAGUAA
Messenger RNA from Akanthomyces muscarius, 1623 nucleotides. RefSeq lists its product as uncharacterized. The coding region runs from base 1 to 1623 and encodes 540 amino acids. The record is from RefSeq and is a predicted model, not a curated record. NCBI's taxonomy places the organism in Eukaryota, Fungi, Ascomycota, Sordariomycetes, Hypocreales, Cordycipitaceae. The transcript has 3 exons.